CGUUGUUACAGGAUUCAAUGAGAACCCAUUCGUACAUGCAUUUGGACGAGGAAAAGAUUAUAAAUUUUAUGAGUCCAGAAAAAGAUGUGGAUGGUUUCCAUCCCCUCAAUAUGGGGAAUCUUGCCAUGAGAGGAAGAGAGCCGUUAUUCAUCCCUUUUGCCUCUAAGGCUUGCAUUGAGUUGUUGCUGAGGUCUGGAGUGGAAAUCAUCGGAAAGAAGGCAGUGGUAAUUGGGAGAAGCAAAAUUGUUGGGUUGCCUACUUCCUUGCUGCUGCAGAGGCAUCAUGCAACUGUCAGCACUUUACAUGCAUUUACAAAGAAUCCAGAGCAUAUAUCUUCUGAAGCCGAUAUUGUGGUGUCAGAUGUUGGGGUUCCUAACAUUGUUCGUGGCGAUUGGCUAAAACCAGGAGCAUUUGUAAUUGAUAUGGGUACAAAUCCAGUAAAGGACUCGAGUUGUCGGAAUGGUUACCGGAUAACGGGAGAUGUUUGCUUUGAAGAAGCAAUUAAGGUGGCAUCAGCCAUAACCCCAGUGCCUGGAGGUAUAGGACCUGUUGCCAUUUCUAUGCUACUUUCCAAUACCCUUGACUCUGCUAAACGUGCGUUCACAUUCACUUGA
Molecule: messenger RNA, 614 nt
Organism: Pistacia vera
Lineage: Eukaryota; Viridiplantae; Streptophyta; Magnoliopsida; Sapindales; Anacardiaceae
Product: bifunctional protein FolD 1, mitochondrial-like
Exons: 4
Coding region: 18-614 (198 amino acids)
Biological process (GO): tetrahydrofolate interconversion
Cellular component (GO): cytosol
Molecular function (GO): methenyltetrahydrofolate cyclohydrolase activity; methylenetetrahydrofolate dehydrogenase (NADP+) activity
Source: RefSeq, a predicted model, not a curated record